UAUAUUUUUUUAGGGUCAUCGUUCUUCCCAUUGUAAUCAUACCGAACGUCCUUUAUUUGAAAUUCGUAAAAAAGGUCGUCCUGUUACUCAAUGCGCAUACUGUAGAGAUCUUCGAAAAACAAAACAAAUACAUAUUAAAUGUGCAUGCAAUGAUAAAAAAGCAAUAUUGAAAAUAGUCUUUCUUCACAAUAUCCUUUAUUAAUCAAAAAUAAUUUAUCACAAGCAUGUUCUUCUUCGACUCUUGUAAAUGACGUAUCUCAACAAGAUAAUACAAAAUGUACUUGUCCUGCAAAUAUUCAUACAACUAAAGAAAUGGAAGCUAUUCCCAUGAUAAGGUCAUCAUCGUCUGGCUCUGUUCCUCCUACUACGAGUACUCAACUAGAAAUGCCACAAGAUACUUUAUUACAACAAGCGCCACUCUGUCCUACAACAAAUGAGGAAAAUAGACCUUAUUCAUGGGCGUUGAUCACUACGUCUACUCCUCCUCCUCCUUCUUCCGCCAAUCAGGAUGUGAAUUUAUCUACUACUAAUAAUCCUGUACCAUUUUCACAAUCAUCCCCAUUUACUGGUAACACGACUGAUAUGACCUUCAAUCAUCAUGAUUACCUUCAGCUCGGGUUCACUUUUCAUAAGCCACCCUCUUCCACUCAAAGGUUUCUAGAGGGUAAACCUAGGUUAAAACGUCGAUCUACAUCGAAUAGUAAACGUCAUCAACAAUCCAUGUCUACUCUUAUGAUGGCUGCUUGUGGUAUACCGAUGACGAUGGCUAAUUUAACGAUUGAUACGAAUAGUAGUAGUACUAGUAGUAGUAGUGCUAGUUUAACAACACCUCCUUCAUCCACUCUAUCUCCUGAAGUACCCUCUUUUAAUAAUCCAAAUAUGGACUUGCAAUUUGAUUAUCUUACUCAACAACUUGAAACAUUGUCUAGCCAUCAUCCAGACACUUCAUCAUUGAAUGAUGUAGAAGAAUUUACAACUAUCUUGAGCAACAUACUUCUUCCUCAAGUCUCUCAUCCUACUCCUACUCCUACUCCUACUACACCACCACCACCACCACCACUACUAUCACAACAACAACAACCUAUAAGGUCUCAUUGUGGUAGUUUUGUACCUCUUUCAAAUUGCUGUCAAGAUCUUGGUGUAAAUGGAGGUGAGUCUGUUGUCAUCACCAUCACUCCUCUACUUACUGAUCCAUCUAAACAACAAACAAAUACAACUACUAGUACUACUACUACUACUACUACUACUCGUAUUGUUACAUGUUAUUGUGGACAGCAAUGUAUUUGUCCUGGUUGUCUUGUACAUCCUGGCAAUUUUCUUUUAGGAAAUGAUCCUUAUACAGGUUUAUUACCUUCUUCUUCCUCUUCUUGUUAUUGUUCUGAUGAAGAAGAUACGUCAAAUAAGACAACGAUGAUAGUAGAAGCAAAUACAAAUGAUAUAUUUAAUUUAAAUAAUAACACCAAUUAUAUGUCAUUUUCACCAUCAUAAAAAAAAAACUCGACUAGAGAAAGAGAGGAGAGGAAAGAAGACCUACAUGUCACUCACUAUUAUUUUGGCUCUCUUUCUCUCUUAUCCUUUUUCUUGUUCUUCUUCUUUUUAUAUACACAUCUAUAAAUUUGUAAAUAAAUAAAAAAUAAACUAUCUUCCUUUUAGAUAUGUAUAAUGCCUCAUUUCUUAUUACUCUUCCUAUAGAUGUAAAUUAUGUCCUUAUGAUUGGUAAAU
Molecule: messenger RNA, 1722 nt
Organism: Cokeromyces recurvatus
Lineage: Eukaryota; Fungi; Mucoromycota; Mucoromycetes; Mucorales; Mucoraceae
Exons: 2
Coding region: 313-1488 (391 amino acids)
Source: RefSeq, a predicted model, not a curated record